Zeugodacus cucurbitae (melon fly) is the source of this 4481-nucleotide messenger RNA. RefSeq lists its product as uncharacterized. The record is from RefSeq and is a predicted model, not a curated record. NCBI's taxonomy places the organism in Eukaryota, Metazoa, Arthropoda, Insecta, Diptera, Tephritidae. The transcript has a single exon. The coding region runs from base 266 to 1366 and encodes 366 amino acids.
UAUUUGAAUUGGAUUGUAAAAUCACCGAUUUACGCUUGUCUAAUUUCAAUUAAAAGAAAAUACAAUGCUUCAUGUACAUACAUAUGUACACACAGAAAGUAUAUAGUAUUUCAAUAAAGCAUCUACAACGAUCUCAUAAGAUCAUCACAAAUAUUUUCUAAUUAUAGAAAACUAAAUAUAAGCAUAUAAAUUAUAGAUUAUACUUAGGGUAUAUCGUAAACCAGCUGCGUUGAUAAUUGCAUAUUUAUUUGUUUAUAUUUUCAACAUGAAGACCGCUUUUUAUUCAAUGUUCAUCUUUUUUAUUGUAAUAUUACAAAUAAUCAGUUGCAAAACAUCGAAUCAUUAUACAACGCAGCAAGACGUAUAUUUAUCAGAAAAUAAGAAUAAAGUUCCUGAUGAAAAGAUUUCGAAUUUAUUUUACAAAUCUGGACAGCAUGCCGAAAAUGCCAAAAUUAUGUUGCAGAAUACAUUACGCAACUUUUUAGAAAAUUUACAAAAAAAUUUAACAACUUCAGUAAUAUUAAAAACGCUUGAUGAUAAAUUAAGCUUGGAGCGAUCACAGCAGAAAUGGCAGAAAUUAAAUGAUCAUAUGGAUUUCUACAGAACAGCCUCUCAUCACAUAAAAGAAUUUGCAGAUGAAUCGGAAAAUUUCUUGCAAAUCAGUAAAAAUGAAAGUGCCACUUUUUUAAUGAAACUGCGCCGAGUGCCCACCGGUCAGCGAAUGUUGCCGCCGUACGUUAAGUUACAGUUAACGAAUUAUUUUGAUGAAAUGGAGUUUUUUAAUGUUGUAUUUUUCGAAAUAAUUGAUGAGGGAAUGGAAUAUAUUGACAACGCACUACAUAUCAUUCGAACAACAUUUGAAAGCUAUGCAGAUAUACAACAAGACAUUUUAAAUUAUCAAAAUUCCUUUUUUGAUAACUGGUGUUUUAAUAGAUAUUUUGAAUUUUUACAAAAAUGGUCAACGCAGAUAUAUAAUUGUGCCACCGAAACAAGAUUACAAACGGUAUACAAUGUGUUUGCAAUGACAAAAGUUGUUGUCAAACAUCUCAUGCAACAAUUAGAAUUUAAAAUGCAGCGUUUGUUUAAUUGUUUUAUUUUUAAGGAAUACAAUAUAAAGUGUAAUUUUUUACGAUUCCCGGAAAGUGAAUAUGAAGAAUUAUUUACUACUUUAAGAGAGUUACAAAUGUAUUAUGAUAUAGAAAUAAAUCGCGGACGAGUGGAAUCAAUUAGAAUACAACGUAGUGACGAUAUGAUACAAUUAAGUGAUAAGAAAAUGGUAGACUCAUCUCAUAGCAAUUGCAUACCAUUUGGUUUUCCAACAAACCAGAUGCUAAAUAGUCUUAAGAUAUGUUUCAAUAUUCACUGAAACGUUGAAUCAAUUAAAACAUAUACUCCAGUACGUUUAAUUAUGUUUGUAACACCUCACCACUGCAGAAAAUAAUUUACUACGAACAAUAAAUAUUAAUAAACCCAGUGACAUAAACAUAAUUAAUAUGAAAUAUGAUUUUUAAUUUUGGGUAAACAUUUCAUAUUUAUAUUUAACGAUUAUUGGUUUUGCAACUACAGUUACAAAUUUGUUAAAACAUACAUAUGUAUGUAGUUUAUUCUGCAUUUUUGGCUUUUAUUUGUUGAUUGCAUGGUGUGGUGUUUACGGAUGUCGUACUCUCAAAAAAAAACCUCGAAUUACGUUCAUAAGGGAUGACGAAGGGCACCUUCUGAUGUUGAAUUUCUACGGUUAAUUUAGGAACCGAUAUUCUCGGGAUUAUUUUAAAUUGCGCAUUUUUAAAUGCUCGUAAAAUUGUUCAUUGUGCCACAUGUUCUUAACAAUCUAUUCAAUUUUUAAUAUUAUCUAGUUGAAAUCGGGUUUGUGAAAUACAGUAGGUAGAAAAAGUAAGUUAUUGAAGAGUUAUAUAAAACAACGAGGAGAAUAACAUUUUAAAGUUUAUAUUUUUUCAAACAAAAUAUUUUUUAUCAAGACCUAUUGCAAAGUAUCAAAUAAAGUACAUAUAGUUAAAACAUAAAGAAAAUUCAUUGAUUCUACAUAGGAAAACAUAAACACAAACAGUAAAUUUCAUGUAGAAAAAAAUAAGUUAUUAAAUUGUUUAAUAUCCACAAUGUCCAUAAUUUUUGCGGCAAGUUAUGGCUUUGUGGUGGCCACGUCACCACCAUGACUUUUGCAUUAUGAACGUGUCCUUUAUUUAUCUUUAUUUGGCUUUAUUUAAGUAGGUCUUGCCUUUUUUAAGCUGUAUGCGACUUUUUGAAUUAAAAUUGCAAAUAUCCAAAAUUCUUUUAUCCACUCUCUCCGUAGUAAUUUUUGGGCGCUUCUACCAAAUACUCGAUUUUCUUUGUUGUAGCUAACAAUAAACUUCCGUGUUGUAAGUUUUUCGGCAAUAUAUCGCUGCAUUAUGCUAGUUGAUUAUGGCUUAACACUCCUCAUUUGUUAGUUGCUUAAACUUUACCAUUUUUAGUAUUUUUUUUAUUCACUGUAAACAAAUAUUAUCAAUAUUCCAAAAAAUUAAAUACAAAAUUAAAACCAAUUCAAUUUCGAAAUUUAGAAAAUAGAGAACUCCUGCACCUUAAAUGCAUUUGUUUUUUAAUUUAUUUUCAAGUUUUGAUACAUAAGCCUGAUUAUAGCAUUUGAUAACUUACUUUUUCCACGCUUUACCGCUGCAGUUUUAUGGAAUGCCACGCAAAUUUCUCAUCAGAUAAACGAGCACCAAUAAAAUCAUCAAUUCUACCUACUGUAGGUUCACUGAAAUUUAAAACCAUUAUGCUAGGAGCAUUUAAAUAUUUUGUACUUUUGUAAGCGAAAUUACUAAAUUUCUGUGAUUUAAAUAAAUUAAUUAUUCCAUAGGUAACUGUCGAAUGUAACUGUCGGAAAUAAAAAAUUAACUAUACAUAUUUCCCUUAAAAUCUAUGUAUCCAUACUUUGAAAUCGUAAAAUACAUUUGUAAGUAUACUAGUUUUGAUCAGUUACCUGAAUUUACCAUUGCUUUAUACUAUUGUGGCAUUCAUUUAUAGAAAAUAUCAAUAGUUUCAUUUUUAAGGUAAAAAAAGACCCGAUUUCUUCAUGAUAAAGGUUUCCUUUUGAAUGUCAAACAGUGUAUAUACAUACAUACAUAUUUUAUGAUCCCCAGUCUAAAAUGAACUGUAUGUUGAAAAAUUUAUUUUUAGUCCAGCCGUAAGUUCUGAUACCAGUCCAGGCUAUCAGACAGAUAUGAGUGAAUUUGAUUUUGGUGUUCUGAAAAACGAGAAAUUUUUCAUGGCAGAUUUUAAAUAUACUUUAUAUAAGUACGCUUGCUGCUAUGCUCAAAACCCGCAUAUUAGACAGUAAUAGCGGCGACUUUAAAUGGUAAUAGAUGCCAUUGGUGCCUCAACUAGAUACUAAAAGCAAUUAAUAUCUAGAAUUAAGUACAAUUUUCGCACAAAAAUUUUGGUACUGAAUGUCGAUUUUUGUCCACUGAAUUUUUAAGUUUUUCUUUCAUAACUUUGUUGAUUAAUUUUAAAUAAUAUAUUUUUUAAGUUAAUUGUGAAAAAAAAUAAGAUUGAAAUUAAACUGUAUGAACAUAUUUAUCUAAAAAGAGAACGAAAACUGUGGGUAUACAUAAGUAGACUUUGACGGCGAAGACUUAAAUAUUUUAUGAUAAUUGUAAUUUUAAUAAAGCUAACUUCCUAUGAACGUACUCAUUGGCGAAAGGCAAUUACGCAAGAUGAUCGACACUGCUACUGCUCGCUUCAUACUUGCCGGAAGAAUUGUGAAUAUUCGCCCAUAUUUCUCGGUCGAAACGGCCUCUUUAGGAAACGACGACGAUUUAUCACAGGUCAAGCCCUGUGAUUCCCGCAUAAGGGUGACCGCAUAGUGGACGCUCAAAGUCGAGCCGGGCGCAAGCUUCAAAACUGUAUGAAUACAUUUUCAUAAGAAAUCGCACUGACAGCGCAGAGUGGAAGCUGACCAUAGCUUAUAGCCAUAACAACAACAACAACCAUAGCCGACACUUUCUUCUGUUAAAUAAACGAUUAGCCUAUUUACCAAAUGGACGAAGGAGUACAGACUAAAACUUAAUAUUCAACGUCGAUGACAUUUCAAUUCCGACAGUAAAUAAUACCAUAAUCUUGGGGGUUACAUUUAAGAUUGCACUCCUUCACUCCACAUACGACCGCAAUUAUGACCAAAGUACAGAACCGCAACAAAAUCAUCAAGUUGCUAGCCGGUGGCACUUGGAGAAGACAAAGAAACCUUGAUAGCCACUUACAAGGCAAUCGGCCAGCCGGUCGUUCUCACCACCGAGCAGCAGAAGCGCAUAUAGACUCGUUAGAAUACUGCAAUAAUAAAAAUUAAAUGAGGCAUCCGCGUACAUCCUUGCAUGAAUUCAAAUGAAUAACCUUGUUGUUGCUUUUACAUGUCAAAUUGUUUACAAGAGAGUCGUUCCUAAAUAAAGCAAGUCAAUAAGUGACCAAUCGAAUACAGCUAUUGAAACCUA